This is a messenger RNA of Chelonia mydas (Green sea turtle), 4955 nucleotides long. It is a transcript of the gene G3BP2, whose product is annotated as G3BP stress granule assembly factor 2. Bases 729 to 2177 code for a protein of 482 amino acids. The record is from RefSeq and is a predicted model, not a curated record. NCBI's taxonomy places the organism in Eukaryota, Metazoa, Chordata, Testudines, Cheloniidae. The transcript is spliced from 12 exons. Gene Ontology annotation, molecular function: mRNA binding. Gene Ontology annotation, cellular component: ribonucleoprotein complex; cytosol.
GGGGGGGCCCGAGGCCCUGCGGGCCGGCCCGGGCUGCGCUUUUCCCCUGCGGGCCGCAGCCGUCAGGCGGCUCCUACCCUGCCCCGGCGGAGCCCGCUGCGUAUCGGGCGGCUGGAGCCGCCGGCGGGCGUAGCCGGGGCCGGGGCGGUGGCCCGCGGGCAGGGUCACGGCGCAGCGCUGCCCUCGGGCCGGAUGCGGGUGGCUCCAUACCCCGGCUCUGCUUCCCCGCCCCGUGGCCGGCAGCGCUGCCCGCUCCCCCGGGGCAUCGCGCCGGCCCGGCAGUGCCUCCCCUCGCCCUCCAGCCUGGGCAGCGCCGCCACCGCCGCCUCCUCACCCGUGCAGCCAUGUUCCUCCUCGUCCUCCGCUCGGCCGGGUCCCCGCUCGUGUGAGGGAUGGUCCAAAACCAGCUGCCUUGGACCUAAACCCCUUGCGUGGAUGUGUCUGCUUGGGUGGAGCUGCUUCUCUCUUCCUACAUCUAACACUCUGUCCCCCUCCAACGUGGCUACAGGGGGCUGUCAGACCCUCCUCUUCUGCAGGUCCUGAGAUCGGGAACAACCUUCCUGCAGGCUUCAGCUAAACCAGCUCUCACGGAGUAUCUCUGCUCAGCGUGCUUGGUUCAUGCGUCUGUGCCCAUUAAACUGAAAGGAGCAGGAAAAAAGGCCAAGGUAGUUUUAGGCAGUGUAUGCAUGGGGAUCCCAAAGUAGCAUUUGACACUCUGUACCAAAGAAAUGGUGAUGGAGAAGCCAAGUCCCCUGCUUGUAGGGCGGGAGUUUGUGAGGCAGUAUUACACUUUGCUAAAUAAAGCUCCUGACUUCUUGCACAGGUUUUAUGGCAGGAAUUCCUCUUAUGUCCAUGGUGGACUGGAUGCCAGUGGGAAGCCCCAGGAAGCAGUGUAUGGCCAAGCUGAGAUUCAUAAGAAGGUGAUGUCCCUACAGUUCAGUGAAUGUCACACUAAGAUUCGUCAUGUUGAUGCACAUGCAACCUUGAGUGAUGGUGUAGUCGUGCAGGUCAUGGGGGAACUGUCUAACAAUGGGCAACCAAUGAGGAAGUUUAUGCAAACCUUUGUUCUGGCUCCAGAAGGAUCUGUUCCAAAUAAGUUCUAUGUCCAUAAUGAUAUAUUCCGCUAUGAAGAUGAAGUAUUUGGAGACUCUGAGGCUGAACUUGAUGAAGAAUCGGAAGAAGAGGUUGAAGAGGAGCAGGAAGAAAGGCAGCCAUCCCCUGAGCAAGUGCAAGAGAAUACAAGCAGUACAUACUAUGAAAGCCACCCUGUAACUAAUGGAAUGGAGGAGCCUUUGGAAGAAUCGUCUCAUGAGCCUGAGCCAGAGUUGGAAUCUGAAACAAAAACAGAGGAGCUGAAAUCUGAAGUAGAAGAAAAGAAUCUUGAAGAGCUAGAAGAAAAAUCUCCAUCCCCACCUCCUGUAGAACUUGUUUCUCUACCACAAGAACCUCCAAAGGCUUUCUCUUGGGCUUCAGUGACCAGUAAAAACCUGCCUCCUAGUGGUACUGUUUCUUCCUCUGGAAUUCCACCCCAUGUUAAAGCACCAGUCUCACAGCCAAGAGUUGAAACUAAACCUGAAGCUCAGUCUCAGCCACCCCGUGUGCGUGAACAGCGUCCAAGGGAGCGACCGGGUUUUCCACCCAGGGGACCAAGACCAGGUCGAGGGGAUAUGGAGCAGAAUGAAUCUGAUAAUCGCCGGAUAAUUCGUUACCCAGACAGCCAUCAGCUCUUUGUUGGCAACUUGCCACAUGAUAUUGAUGAAAAUGAACUGAAAGAAUUCUUUAUGAGCUUUGGAAACGUGGUGGAACUUCGCAUCAAUACCAAAGGAGUUGGAGGAAAACUACCAAACUUUGGCUUUGUGGUAUUUGAUGACUCUGAGCCAGUUCAGAGAAUCUUAGUUGCGAAACCCAUUAUGUUUCGAGGAGAGGUGCGCUUGAAUGUAGAAGAGAAAAAAACAAGAGCUGCCCGUGAAAGAGAGACCCGAGGCGGUGGUGAUGAUCGUAGGGAUAUUCGGCGCAAUGAUAGAGGGCCCGGGGGUCCCCGUGGAAUAGUGGGUGGUGGAAUGAUGCGGGACCGUGAUGGAAGAGGACCUCCUCCCCGGGGUGGCAUGGCACAGAAACUUGGCUCUGGAAGAGGAACCGGGCAAAUGGAAGGCCGUUUCACAGGACAACGUCGUUGAAAUCCUCCACUGUUGGCAGACAGUCUUGGCAGUGGUACAUUAUUCGUCGUGUUUGCAUUCUUGUUAAUUUUUUUGGCUUUGGAAUGUGACACAGCCUUUUUGAUCAUUUCUUUGAUGUGAAAAGCAUCCUUUGGUUACCAGUUAAAUUGAGGUGGACAUGCUUUCCCAAAUUUCACAACAGGAGUCACACUGUUAAUUUAUAAAUUUAGACUUGGAGAAUUAAGGACAGAGAAAUGACCAUAAAACUAUCUGCAACAAAAGUGGACUAAAGGACAUGCCCAAUCGAAUUCAGGUCCUUUCAGUCAAAAACCCUCUGCUGCACAUUUUGUGUAAGUGUUACUGUUUCUGCUUAUUACUGUUGGAAACGCAGUUAGUGCAAUCUGUGCAAUUGGAGAAGCUUGCCUUUUUUUCUUUUAGAACACUUGGCUCAAAACAAACUAACUUGUGUUUAUGCACUCAUCAAAAUGCACUAAUGGGUACUCUAAACUCAUUUACAUUGACAUCUACAAGAGGCAUCAGGAAAAAAAUCCUUCAUCUUUUUUCAGACAGAAUAGCUUUUGAAACGAUGCGGGCAUCUGAUCUGCUUGCUGUGACCAACAUGUACACACACAAACCUUAACAAGACUACAAGUAUAUUCCAGAAGGAAACCAUUUAGUGGUAAACUAAACAUAAUCCAGAACUUCAAAGUUAUGGUCCUGAGUACAAAACAAGUUUGAUAGCUCAUAUCUAAGAUUUUUCUAUCUGCCCCUCUUCAAUACAGGGAUGGCUGGCUGCUCAACACACUCCUCCUCCCCUUUUCCCCUUCUUUAAGCGUUGUACAGUGAAUUGUCUUUACUGUAUUUGAGUUCUCUAGUAAUGUAAUAAGCAUGAUGGUGCCUUCUAUUAAUACAUCAUUCCAGUCUUGCUGGUGAUUUUGUACAGUAUAGUGUAUGAAUUGCAGUGCUGCAAAGCCGAACAGCUGCAAAAUGUUUAAAAGAAAUCAUUGAAAAGUUGUAUAAAAAAUUGCAGUAUCUUUAAAUCAGUAAGUUACUAGAAUAUCACUCACCUCGCUCUUCAAUUAACAACUUUGGCUUUUUAUGGAGGAGGGGAAGGGAGGGAGAAGGCAACUGAGUAGUCUCCGGAUUGUCUUUUCUCUAUCAAAUGUAGAAUUUUUAUGGAUAUGAAGGUGAAAUUUCAGUUACAUUUCAAAAGUCAGCUAAGAACUUGGUACGCUUUGCCAACUUCUAAAGUAUGCUCAUCUGUAGAUUGAGGGUAAGCUUGUUAAAUGACGAUACUGCAAUUUUCAGAGAACAGAUCAGCAGCUCUAAGUAUUUGCAUUUUCCAGUUUUUUGAACUUACUCAUUUUGCACAAAUCUUUGAACUGAUGUCGACACCCAUCAGGCUCUGAACUUGAGGGUAGGGGGAGACAUCCUUUUAUGUAUUUUUACUUAUAGAUUCUUUAAAUCUGUGAGAGGUUUGCUAUUUCCGGAUUACUGUCUGCCUAGAUGCACGUUCCAGUAAACUGCAAAUGUAGCAAACGAUACUGUCUAACUCAGUGCUGGAGAGUUCAGCAAGCACCAAGCUCUGAUGCUUCAGGAGGGAGGGGGGAGAGUGUGACCACUUAAAAGCUGCUUCUAAGCAUGGAAGACCUCAUCACAUUGCAACUAGUAGCAAAUAUGGCAUAGUAGCAGUUUGUUUCGGGAUUGUGCAACUGUUUAUGGUUUUCAAAUAAGCUGGAAGACGUUGCACAUGUUUGUUUCUGAUGUAUUAGGCAAAGCAAGAUUGCAUCUGACUGUUUUUCCCCCAAAACUUGAGGUCUUCCAUGUUUGAUGGUAAGUCUUGCACUAUUUCCAUACAUUUUCUGGGACAUAUUGCUCAGUUUCCAUUUUUAUAUUUUAGUUUGUUACUCUUGCAUUUUCAGAUGUUACCUGGAAACAUAGUACUUGAACUCCUCACCACAAAACAUAACUUGACUUAAGUUUGAAGCUUUUAGUCAAACUGCUGUCUUCAGUAAACGGUUUACCACCAGUGUUUGUGUAGCUUUUUUUAAAAUUUUCGUGCUAUAUCGCCCUGCCAUCUUCUAAAUCGUUAUGGCAAAUGGCACGGGGAAAAGUCACAAAAGUGUAACUGACAUUUAGAAGAGCUACUGAGCCAUUCAGUUUCUGGCUUGCUUCUUGUUUAAAUGCCAUGAAAUAAAGAUAAUGGAACAUCAUACCCAGAAGUUUACAUGGUGAUUGUUCACCUACUGUACUGUGGACUCUUAAUGUUCUUGUCCCUCUUUCAGUAAAUGUACCUCUUAAAGCAAAGUAACGGAUUCAUUGACCAUUACUGUUAGUUGCUGAUUUGUGGAUGGUGGUAGUAUUCUAUCAUUACAAUCCUAUUUCAACAAACUUGGCUUGCCGUCUUGGCUUUAGUAGGUAUAAAAGACAGUGGAUUACCAUCUUUAUUGCUGUAAUGUGUUAAGCAUUAUAUGCUAGUAGAAUCUAGUUAAUUGUUGCAGGUGGAAAGUAUUUUUACUUUUAAGUUUCCAUUCUUGAAUGUGUUUUGACUAAACAUACCAAUAAACUACUGAUGUCUGCAGCAUUUAUCACUGUCCCUAAUUCUCUCUUGAAUGUAGGUCUCUUCUGGUGUAGCAUUAUUUCAGACCUUACUAUGUAAAAGCCAAUUUAAAAAAAAUGCAUUCCUCAAAGUGAUAUAGGAUCAAAAGCUACUCCCCUUACUUGCAUGUUAUAUGCUUCAGUAGAAACUACUCACCUAAGUAAAGCAAUUUUUAUAUAAAGCAUAUAUAUAUAUAUAUA